Messenger RNA from Tremella mesenterica DSM 1558, 3492 nucleotides. RefSeq lists its product as uncharacterized. NCBI's taxonomy places the organism in Eukaryota, Fungi, Basidiomycota, Tremellomycetes, Tremellales, Tremellaceae. The transcript has 2 exons. The record is from RefSeq and is a predicted model, not a curated record. Bases 1 to 3492 code for a protein of 1163 amino acids.
AUGCCAAGUCCGGCAGAGACAAAUAGCACUCCUGAUAUGGAAUCUCCGCCUUGUGAGAUCCUCGAAACCCCUCAAACGAUCGAAAAUCUGUCUAGCCCCAUUCCCCAGAUUCAGCUCACAUCACCUGGAAGGACUACCCAGUCUUUCGCCCCGAAAUACGAUAUCAAUCCACUCACUGGUGCGAAGGAACAUCGAAAAUAUCCUUCUCGACUUCGAGAGCCUGAUUUCCAAAAUACUCCUCAAGUCCAUCCCAUUCAUUCAUUAUGGUCUCCCGAGGAUAGCGAAAACCUCACCCAGUUUCCUGAAACUCAUGAUAGUUCGGUGAAAAUGGCUACAACCACAACGGGGAACAGUCCCAAAGUAAAAUUCUCACCUGGAUCGCUCGCUGCAACUCCCUCGCCCCCGAUGAAAUUGCUUCCUACUACCACGCUCAUUUCUGCGGGUGCUGCCCCACCAGGCGUACCUACUUCCCAUUCUAUUCGCUCGCUCGACACCCUGAUUGAGAAUCACACUUGGCGAGAGCGCGCUCAAUUAUCUUCUCUGACUGGGAGACUUUUUCCAGGUACACCCACACAAAUGGCCCCAAAACUCAAAGCGCUGCCCUCUCCUCCCACAGGCAUCGAGCCGAUGACCGAGUUUUCCGAAAAGAAGGAGAUGCAUCUGUCAAGAGCUCCCACCCCUCCAAUCUCCUUGCCUCAGUCCAGUUCUUCCUCUUCUUCAUUGGGCAGACAGGGAAAGAUGGGAUCAUUUGGCUCCGUUUUCACCAAAGCUACCAAUAAGGUCUUUCAAAGUCUUCGUGUGCGUCUCACUCCAAAGACUACGGAAAGUACCAGUAAAGGAAAAGGCAAAGAGCGAGCGGUUGACAAUCCGGAUUCGAGGUGGGACGAAGAUAGCACCGAGGGAGUCCUGGUCGGUCCCAGCGAUUAUUGCGGAUCUCUAUCUACUGUACUGGACCGACCUGCAGCCUUUCACAGAUCCCCUCUUCCUCAAGAAUUCAGAAGUGAUAGUCCCUUGAGCUGGACGAAGAUACAAGCUCCAUCUGUAAUGUCAAAUGAAAGUCAAAAGCCCGUUCAAGGACCCUCUCAGGGGAGUAUUCGUAUGGCAGAAGGAAGUGGUACGGAUCACAUGGUGAGGAAAUCGAGUCCAAGACCUAUUCCUAUCCCUGUAGGUUUUUCAACGGAAAGAGAUGUAUUCUCACCAACCUCGAGUUUAAUGCAGAUUCCAUCCCUAGACUCCAGCACUGGUCAGCAACGAUGGGACACGUCAAGAACGAGAUUUGGAUUGCUCAAAGGUCAACGUUCUUCUCAAGACGUAAUCCCAACUAUUCCGCGGGAACAAAGUGUAAAUGUCGCCAUGGGAAAUGGUGAUGUGUCUAAUGAAGUCGAGUCGGCUCACUCAUCAUCCUCUGCGUAUUCCGUACGAUCCAGCUCAAAUCUGUCGGACCAGUCGAUGCGUCAUAUGACUUGCGGUCAAAUUCUUCCUCGUCCAGAUGAUACAGAACCGAUCUCUGAAGGACAUCCAUACUCCAACAUCUCUGAUUUGCUCAAUAAUCUACCUUCGGCAGAUAGUCACUCUUCUCUUAGCAGUCUGAUGGCUGAAAUAGCACCAGGAGAGAAGACCCGUCGAGCGGAUGCGAACUCGAUUGAUCAAUACUAUGAUGGCCCUUCACGCGGGACACGAGAAGAAGAAGGAGACGUUUCGAUAGAUACCAUUCGUCAACCUUCUCCAAAUGAUCGCGAAGAAGCUCAAGGCAAUCUUUGUAUUGGCCAACCGACCUCCAAUGAAGUUAGACAAAGGGAAAGGCCAGCAGUUCUUCGAGCCAGACCUCUUGGAGGGGUUCAACCUGGACGAUCGGCUCGUCGACGUAGCGGGAUCGAUAGUCAAGGAAAUCCAUUUUCUUACUUCUCAGUAUGGACCCCAGACCGACCGGCAGAGGAGAGUGGGAGUGAUGAAACCUCUGGAAGUCCGACUGAGGAACAACAAGAGACCCUCUUGCCCUAUCUCCAUGGGGAGUCGGUGGAAGGGAACCGAGAUGAUGAAGUGGGAUUCGGCUCGAACUCCAGUCCGUUGCGGACUUCUUCGAACAGGGGCGAUCCUUGCGUGAGACAAGCCGUAUGCUCGACUGUACCACAUCAACCUAUGGAGAUUGCCAUUCAACAAGCGUCGGACAAUACUCGUGGACCGCAGAUCCCCGAGCGCAUCGUAUCGGAACAGAGCGACACACCAUCUCAUGCAACCAGCCCGACCGAGCGUCAAGCCGCUCAUACCGACACUGGUCCUAACGAAGGAGUAAUCAGUCCAAAAACUCAAGCUCCAGACCUAUUGCGACACAACCAAACUAAUCCUCCGAUUGGUGAUAGGGUGAGAUACAGAACCUCGUCACCCGCUUCCACAUUAGCUCCGUUUCAUUUUGAUGAUGAUAGUUAUUCUUCAGGAAGUCCAAAUUCCCCGAUUACUUCACAUGUGGGCGUCGUGGAUCGUGCCAGUGAUCCAAAUGCUAUCGUCACCAACUCAUCUCUUCCUUCGGAGUAUGAUCCUCUUCAUCGACCUUCCAGUCGAUUUGACUAUCAUGGUCCGAUUACCAUGGGUCCUAGGUCACAUUUCCACAAUCCCAUGCGACAUUCUGUUAAUCCCGCAUCACGAAUGCUUGGUCCUGUAUCUCUACCACAAAUGUCAGAUUAUCACCCUGCGUCACAUGAAGCAAAUGUACCCAUUGUCACAGAAUGGAAUCAUAUGACCCAACCAUGGGGUCAUAACCAUCCUUAUGGUCAUAAUCCUACUUCUCAUCAUGUGAUGCCUGACAUGUCAAACUACGACCCCUCGUCACAUGAAAUGGGAUAUACAGAAACAUCAAAUUAUGAUCCUUCUUACAAUAUGGGACCGUCUGAUAUACCUUACCACCCUAUAUCACAUGAAAAUUACGAUCAUUCGAGAUAUUCUGUUGCCCCCACAACAACUGGAGGCUUAUGUCUAACACCUUAUCAGUCGUUGCAAUCAAACCCAACUCCCUCUACCCGAUCUGUCAGUCGAUCAGAUGUCGGGGAUUCAUCUGAAGUUCGAAUGGUAGAAAAGAGAAACACGAACCAAAUUGAAAGACCUCAAUCACGUUACAAAUCUCGUUCUUUCUCCGGUCGUCCUCCUAUCCGAACACAAUCACCUAUGCCAGCACAUGUCAGUGCGGAAGAUGUCACACUUCAUUCUUCUCCUCCACACUCGCGUAGAGAAGACACCGAUGCAGAACAUCAAGAGAUUAUGGAGGGGAGAGAAGAUAAGGAAGAGAGGAAUAAGAUAGGUAUUAGGGAAAUGAAUUAUGAUACAGAGAGAUAUUCGAUGGAUGCUGCUUCCAUGUUGGGUCAUACGGGUUUAUCACCACCUUUACAAGAAUCUAUGAAAGUUCCUUUUGUCGAAAGACCUAAUUCACCAAGACGGACAGGUUUGGAGAGGUUUAGGAGUAAGAUGAAGUUGUUGAGGAAAGAUCGUGGGAUGGUUUGA